Hipposideros armiger (great roundleaf bat) is the source of this 4096-nucleotide messenger RNA. It is a transcript of the gene THAP9, whose product is annotated as THAP domain containing 9. The record is from RefSeq and is a predicted model, not a curated record. NCBI's taxonomy places the organism in Eukaryota, Metazoa, Chordata, Mammalia, Chiroptera, Hipposideridae.
AUGGGACGAUGGCACCGGAUUCAGCCAGACCGGCAAGAAGAUGACACGAAGUUGCUCGGCAGUGGGCUGCAGCACCCGGGACACCAGGCAGAGCCGCAAGCGCGGCUACUCUUUCCACCAGUUCUCCAAGGUGUUCACCUUAAAGGUAAAGCAAGACUUAAAGUCCUAAAAGAUCCACCUCCUGAGAAUUCUGAAGAGCUCGCUACUGAGGACCAUAACUACAGUUUAAAGAGACCUUUAACAGCAACUGCAGAGAACCUGGCUGAGGUGGAAGAGAUGCUGCCAAUGUCUCAACAAAGACUUGUGGCUCUCAGAAACAAUAGGAUGAUCAAGAAGAGAGAGGGCAUACAGUUAAUUGAUGCCCUGGUGGAAGAGAAACUACUUUCUGAAGAAACAGAGUGUCUACUACGAGCACAAUUUUCAGAUUUUAAGUGGGAAUUGUAUGACUGGACAGAAACAUCUGAGUACUCUAUAGAAAUGAAGCAAUUUGCAUGUACACUCUACUUGUGCAGUAGCAAAGUCUAUGAUUAUGUAAGAAAGAUGCUUCACCUGCCUCAUUCUUCCAUCCUGAGAACAUGGUUAUCCAAAUGCAAACCCAGUCCAGGUUUCAACAGCAACAUUUUUUCUUUUCUUCAACAAAGAGUAGAGAAUGGAGACCAGCUAUAUCAGUAUUGUUCACUGAUAAUAAAAUGUAUACCUCUCAAGCAACAGCUUCAGUGGGACCCCAGCAGUCACCAUUUGCAAGGGUUUAUGGACUUCGGUCUUGGCAAACUUGACGCUGAUGAAAUGCCACUCGCCUCAGAAACUAUUUUGUUAAUGGCAGUAGGUAUUUCUGGUCAUUGGAAAAUACCUCUUGGUUAUUUUUUUGUAAAUAGGGUGUCUGGAUAUUUGCAAGCUCAGCUGCUUCGUCUGACUAUUGGCAAACUAAGUGACAUAGGGAUCAAAGUUGUGGCUAUUACGUCUGAUGCUACAGCUCAAAGUGUUCAGAUGGCAAAAGCACUGGGGAUACAAAUGGAUGGAGACGACAUGAAGUGUACAUUUCAGCAUCCUUCAUCUUCUGGUCAACAGAUUGCCUACUUCUUUGAUUCUUGCCACUUGCUUAGAUUAAUAAAAAAUGCAUUUCAGAGUUUUCAAAGCAUUCGGUUUAUUAAUGGCACAGCACAAUGGCAGCACCUUGUGGAGUUAGUAGCACUAGAGGAACAGAAGUUAUCAAACAUGAAAAAAAUCCCAAGAAAACUUGCAAAUUUGAAAAACCACGUACUGAAAAUGAAUUGUGCUGCCCAACUCUUCAGUGAAGGCGCGGCCAGCGCGUUAGAAUGCUUGCUGUCACUAGGCCUGCCUCCUUUUCAAAACUGUACUGGCACCAUCUACUUUAUACGCUUAAUUAACAAUCUCUUUGACAUUUUUAAUAGUAGGAACUAUUAUGGAAAGGGACAUAAAGGACCUCUAAUGCCAGAAACUUUUAGUAAAAUUGAUCAUGUGUUAAUUGAAGCCAAGACUAUUUUUGUUACAUUAUCUGACACUAGCAACAAUCAAAUAAUUAAAGGUAAGCGAAAACUAGGAUUCCUGGGAUUUUUACUCAAUGCUGAGAGCUUAAAAUGGCUCUACCAAAACUAUGUUUUUCCAAAGGCCAUGCCUUUUCCAUAUCUUUUGACUUACAAAUUCAGUCAAGACCAUCUGGAAUUAUUUUUAAAGAUGCUUAGACAGUUAACAGCCACCACUUCUAACCCCACCUGCAUGGCAUUCCAGAAAGCUUACCAUAAUUUGGAGACCACAUAUAGAGUACACGGUGAAGUUUUUCUAAGUGAACCAAGCAUCCUUGACAUUUCAGUUGCUCGAAGGACAGACUUGGCCCUUUGGACAGUUCGACGUCAGUAUGGUGUCAGCAUUAUAAAGACUCUUUUUCACAAGGAGGAUAUUUGCCAAGACUGGUCUAACUGUUUGCUAAGUGAGGCAUUACUAGACCCGUCAGAUCAUAGGCGAAAUCUCACCUGUUGUGCUGGCUAUAUUGCAGAUAAGUUAUCAGCUCUUUUAACUUGUGAGGACUGCAUCAGUGCACUGUAUGCAUCAGAUCUCAAAGCCUCUAAAAUUGGAUCACUGUUAUGUGUUAAAAAGAAGAAUGGUUUGCAUAUCCCUUCAGAAAGUUUAUGUCGAGUCAUAAAUAUUUGUGAGCGAGUUGUAAGAACCCAUUCAAGAAUGACAGUUAAUGAACGACUUCCUAAAUGGAGGGAAUUUUAUCUUCAACAGAAAAUAUUAUGUGAGCUUUGUGGGCAUACUUAUCUUUUUGUCGAGUUAGAUGAGCAUCUCCUUGAUGGAGAAGUGUAUGCCAUCAAUCACUUUGUAAAGUUACUAAAGGAUAUAAUAACCUGUUUCUUCAAGUUCAGAGCUAAAGAUGUAGCUCAGUUUCCUUUAAAAUACCAUUCAGAAAGAAUUAAAAUGAAAACUUUGUCAAGGAAACACUGGCCAUCUUUACAGGACUACAGACAUUGGUUUGCUAACACCAAUAAAUUCAGGCAUCUGCUAAGUAAUGACGGAUAUCCAUUCAAAUGAGGGACCUAAAAUAUUAAAACUUAUUUUAAGAAUAAUUGGUCAACAUUUAUUUUAAAGUCAACUUAACCAUAUUUUAUAAAUUGACCGUUCUGCACAGUGGACAGGUCAGCAGUUCUGACUCAUUAGAAUUUGUCAUUUGCAUACCCUACAGUCUGCUGGAACUUUAGUAUGGCUUGCAGCAUUUCAGUUAACCAAGCAGACUAGCUCAGAGUUGCUGUCUUUGAAUUUACUAAGACUGAAUAAUGUGACUAGACAUACUUUUAACUUGUUCAAUCUACUUUAAAAAUAAGAGAACAAAAACAAGGAGUCACCAAAAAAUUGACUCAUAUUACAAACAGACUAUAUUCCCUAAAAGAGCUCUUUGGUUUAUAGCUCUUAAGAAUGUGGACAGCAUGCCUAUAAAACCUUGAAUAUAAUUUUUACUUGCACAUGGAAGUUAAGAUGUGGCUUAAGAAUUAAAGCUAAAUUAACAUAUCAAAUACCACAAAAAUCCCUUUGCUCACAGUACCCUAAAAUAGAAAUACUAUGCUUUAUCAAGCAGAAGGUAAACACAUGAGCCAUGAAAUGGUUCCUUGUGCUGCAUCCAAGCUGGGUUGGAAUGUAGUCCGGGAAGUACACAGGUGUACACAGGUGAUGUAAUUUUCACAAUCCAUUGUCUCUAGACUUUGAAAUACUACUUUUGAACAAUAGAAUGCACACUUACUUGACUGCUAUUUGAAGAGCCCAGCGCUCAUCUAUGAAUGAGAAGAAGCCUUUCUUUCAACUUCUGCUUCUUCUGAGAUCUACUUGUGUUUGCAGACAGGCUAAAAUAAGGAAACAUAUUUCAUAUGUUGGAUGAAUAAUCGAAUUUCACAGCAUGUGAGUAAAAAUUGGAAAAAAGAUGAUCAAUUGAGACAAUAGGUUAUGAAAAAAACCUGGUCUUAAUUAUAAUAAUGAGUUUUUCAGAAAUUUAGAAGCUUAAAUAAUCUAAAGGUGGAAACAUAAUAAGGGCAAUUUUCUCCAUUCUCACACCCGGAUUUGGAUAAAUAGAAAAACAUAUCGAUACUUUCACAAAUGGGAGUAUUUUAAUGGCUAAAAGAAACAAGCACAUUCUUCAUCCAUGUAUGUAAAUAAUCUUUUUGUCACUGAGUGAAUGUUCACAAAGUAUAGUUAAUAUGAAAACUGAAAAUUGCUAAAGAUGAAUGACUACAUAAAAGAUUUUUCUGGACUUUAAAUUCACCUUUAGUCUAUUUUGAUACAUUUCUAUUCUACCUCAAACAAAGGCUGAAGUUCUGAAAUGUAACCAGAGUUGUACUGUAUUUUACACAAGAGCUAUUGCUGAGAAGUCUGAAUAUUGUGGUUUUUGUUUUGUUUGAAGAAUGACUAGAUGCACCAGGAUAAAUCUUAUUUAAAGGAAGCAUGUUUAUAAAUCACCACUUUUAACUUAUUGCUUAUAUAAAUCCAAGUUUUGUACCUGAUCUCUACUUAAAACUGGGUUCAUAUCUGUAGUGUCUUAUUUUCUUUGUUGUUACAUUUGACACAUAUACUAAUAUAUUCUGUAUUUUAA